Messenger RNA from Oryza sativa Japonica Group (Japanese rice), 2384 nucleotides. Its product is annotated as serine/threonine-protein kinase D6PK. The record is from RefSeq and is a predicted model, not a curated record. Gene Ontology annotation, molecular function: ATP binding; protein serine/threonine kinase activity. Gene Ontology annotation, cellular component: nucleus; cytoplasm; plasma membrane. Gene Ontology annotation, biological process: protein phosphorylation. NCBI's taxonomy places the organism in Eukaryota, Viridiplantae, Streptophyta, Magnoliopsida, Poales, Poaceae.
AAACUAAAUAAAAAAACAACAGAAAAAAAAGAAAACGACGGCGUCUUCACUCCUCUCCAGUCUGCGCCACCACGUCCGCGUCCAUCCGCCACUGCCGCACCUCCAUCCGCGCGCCGCCCCUCCUCCCUCCCGGGACGGCCUCUACCCUCGCCGCCGCCGCCGCCCCCUCCCCACCCCACCCCCGCCGCCCGGGAGGAGCCACCUCCCACCCGUGACGAGACGGCUUCAACCCCUCGCCCGCCGCUUCUUCCCCCGGGAAGGGCGGUGCCCGCGUCGCCGGCGGCGAGCUUCUCCGACUCCGGCGACUGAUUCGUCAGAACGUUCCGGUUCCUGAUUGAUUGAUUGAUUGAUGGAUUGAUUGGCCGGGAUAUGCUGAUACCAUUGAGAGGAAUUGUUGACUGAUUGAUUCCUACCUGGUGAUGGCUUCCAAGGCUGUUCCUGAUGUAGUCACCGACAAGAAAUGCGAUAAAACCAUGGCGGCAUCCUCUGAAAUGUCGCAAUCCCAAGAAGUUAUUUCGAGAGGGGGUAAACUUGGGACUGCUUCAUCCAGAGAGACUCUGCUGGGGGAUGUAGCCACGUCCAGUGGGGUGAAAGAACAAGAUAAGGAUAGCUGUUCUGUUGAUGAAUCUGUGAAGCUGGAUGGCAAUGAAGAUGCUGAGAAAAGCUCGUUGCGCGGCAGCGUUAAGGAUAGCUCGGCUUCUGCCAAAGGCAGCGACAGGGCAAGCAGCCUGACAAAGGUGAGUGGCAGCACGAAGGUGAGCGACCAUGCUGCUGACAUUGUUGGGAGCAGCAAGAGCAGUGUUUAUCGAGCCAGUGCUGGCAGUGAUGUGAGUGAUGAGAGCACCUGCAGCAGUAUAUGCAGCAGCGCGAGCAAACCUCACAAGUCGAAUGAUUCAAGGUGGGAAGCGAUACAGAUGGUCCGAACCAAAGAAGGUUCGCUGGGGUUAGGCCAUUUCAGGCUACUUAAGAGGCUUGGUUGUGGUGACAUUGGCAGUGUUUAUUUGUCGGAGCUUAGUGGAACAAAGUGCUACUUCGCUAUGAAGAUUAUGGACAAGGCGUCUCUAGCGAGCCGCAAAAAGCUACUGAGAGCCCAGACUGAAAGGGAGAUAUUGCAGUGCCUGGACCAUCCUUUUUUGCCAACAUUGUACACUCAUUUUGAGACUGAUAAGUUCUCAUGCCUAGUAAUGGAGUUUUGCCCUGGAGGAGACCUGCACACCCUAAGGCAAAAGCAACCGGGGAAGUUUUUUCCGGAACAAGCUGCCAAGUUUUAUGUGGCUGAGGUGCUUCUUGCUCUAGAAUACCUGCAUAUGCUUGGCAUCAUAUAUCGGGACCUUAAGCCAGAAAAUGUUCUUGUGAGAGAAGAUGGCCACAUCAUGCUGUCUGAUUUUGAUUUGUCCCUAAGAUGUGCUGUGAGCCCUACCCUUCUGAAAUCCUCAAACCCUGGGGUAGAUCCAAACCAAAAGGGUAAUCCAUCUUAUUGUGUACAGCCAGUGUGCAUCGAGCCAGCUUGUAUCCAACCCUCUUGUGUUACAACGACCACAUGCUUCGCUCCACGCUUUUUCUCCUCCAAAUCCAAAAAGGAGAAGAAGGCAAAAACAGACAUUGCAAGUCAGGUCAGACCACUUCCUGAGCUUGUUGCAGAACCUACAGAUGCAAGAUCGAUGUCAUUUGUUGGCACCCAUGAGUACUUGGCACCUGAGAUUAUAAAGGGUGAGGGGCAUGGAAGUGCUGUCGACUGGUGGACUUUUGGCAUAUUCUUGUAUGAACUUCUUUUUGGCAAGACACCUUUCAAAGGUUCAGGGAAUAGAGCAACAUUGUUCAAUGUUGUCGGACAGUCCCUAAGGUUCCCAGAAUCACCUGUUGUGAGUUUUGCUGCAAAGGACCUUAUUCGGGGUUUGCUUAUUAAGGAACCACAACAUCGUUUGGCUUAUAAGCGUGGAGCGACAGAAAUAAAGCAACAUCCCUUUUUUGAAGGUGUUAACUGGGCCUUGAUAAGGUGUGCAACUCCUCCAGAUAUUCCCAAGCCAGUUGAGAUCCCUAGGUCAGUAGCCUCAACCAGUCAAAAGGCUACAACAACUGCUGAGAAAGGUUCAGACAAUUAUCUUGAAUUCGAUUUCUUUUAGUGGAGUCUUAUAAAAUCAUUUAUGUGCAAGUUGUAAAGUUCUUUUCUUUUUCCUAGACCUUUUCUGGAUUCUUAUAACUUGAUAUUCAGUUGGCCUAUGCUCCCAUUUCUGUUCUUAAGUUCCUUUUGCAUUUCGUGGACCUCCAUCAAUCGCAUUAGAUUAGAUGGGAGACCUUUCUGUUUAGAACCUGUAAUCCUCCUUUUUUUUUUUCACUGAGCAUUAGGUUUCCUUGAACAACAAAUAAAUAAUUUCUUUUCAAUC